This is a messenger RNA of Diceros bicornis minor, 1359 nucleotides long. It is a transcript of the gene CCER1, whose product is annotated as coiled-coil glutamate rich protein 1. NCBI's taxonomy places the organism in Eukaryota, Metazoa, Chordata, Mammalia, Perissodactyla, Rhinocerotidae. The record is from RefSeq and is a predicted model, not a curated record. The transcript has a single exon. Bases 53 to 1240 code for a protein of 395 amino acids.
GACGGCAGCUUCUAGGACGCUUCCGUUUAGAUCUCUUGGAGCUCCCCGAAGGAUGACCCAGACCCUCAACCAAAGGGAGGACUCUCUUAACCUGGGCGCUGGGGGGGCAUCCUCGACCCCGUUACGCACCUGGUCCUCCUGCCACCGGAGGCGCAGAGGCGCUCCGAUUUACAAGCGACGCCACCGCUAUGGCCCCAAGGCCGAAUAUGAGCCCCAGAGGAAACAGCCGAAGCAAAAGCACGGCCCUGGCCCUUGGUUUCAACCACCCCGACGGCCUUAUUGGGCCGUGUACUCUAACUGGGGGCGCUGGGGAGGGCCCUGGCGCCCACCCCCGGCGGGAUUCCGGAAGCCCCCCUGCUGGCUGCAAGUGAUCCGGGUGUACGGCCUGCAGCCGCUCUGCUUUUGCUGCUGCUCCUGCUGGCGCGGGCCCUGGAACCCCGGCUGGGCGAGGCCCCCCGGCAGGAAUAAGCGCUGGGGCCGCAGGGGCCGCGGCCUGCGCCGCCACCCGCGCCGGCCCUCCCCGAAGAGCCCGCCUGCGGAGGUGAACACGCUGCUGCGGCCCGUCAGCCUGUCCGCGUGGCCGGCACCCGGGAUGCGGGCGCCGCCCAACACCACCCAGUUCAUCAUGAACCAGAUCUACGAGGACAUGCGGCAGCAAGAGAAGCUGGAGCGCGAGCAGGAGGCGCUGCGGGCGCAGAAGGCCCGGGAGGGCGGCCUGGCCUCCCCGGCGGCCUCCUCUGGAAACCACGCGCCCCCCAACGGCGGCGAGGAAGACAUGGAGCUGCGGGAAACUUCGUAUAGCUAUGCGUACAAUCCUUUACUGGUGUUCACUCCUGACCCCAACGAGGAGAACCAGUCCCCCACGCUACAGCCGGUGGAGGAAGGAGAGGAGAAGAAGGAUGAGGAGGAGGAGUGUGACGAGGAGGAGUGUGAUGAGGAGCAGGAAGAGGAUGAGGAGGCUGAGGAUGAAGAGGAGGUCGAAGAGGCUGACUCUGUGGAGGAAGAGGAGGAGAAGGAAGAGGAAGAAGAGGAGGAGACAGAAGAGGAAGAGGAGGGCCUGGAGGAGGAUGAGCAGAGAGAGGAAGAGAAUCACCUGCCUCUGAAAAUGCCUUUAUCAAUCCUAGUGGGGACUGAAGAAGAGAGAGAGAACUUUAUAAACUGUACUUAUUUAAGCCCAGAACAGAUAAUUCCUGAAGUGCCACAGGAAGCUCUCUUCAUGGUACAGGACAUUAACUAUUAGACAUCAGGAAAGGGAUUGAGGAACGGGAUGGAACUGAUUGAGGCUAAAAUGGCUUAGCAACUUACUAAAAACGAAUUAAAAAGCCAGUUCCAUUAAUAAACAUGUCUAUGUAAACCCUU